Molecule: messenger RNA, 2868 nt
Organism: Cavenderia fasciculata
Lineage: Eukaryota; Evosea; Eumycetozoa; Acytosteliales; Cavenderiaceae
Gene: wdr36
Product: WD40 repeat-containing protein
Exons: 5
Coding region: 1-2868 (955 amino acids)
Biological process (GO): rRNA processing
Cellular component (GO): small-subunit processome; Pwp2p-containing subcomplex of 90S preribosome
Molecular function (GO): protein binding
Source: RefSeq, a predicted model, not a curated record
AUGAAAGAAUUUGAUGAUUCAAUCAAUUCGAUUCGAGUGUUGUCGAUUGGCUAUAUCUCAUCGAGAUUCCCAUUCGACGUUAUCACCAAAGCAUCAGAGAUAUCAUUUGUAGUACCUAUAGGCAAUUGUUUUCAUCUAUUGGGUGUUGACAAAUUAAAUACACAUUAUACAUCACCUACACAAGCAUCUAAAAUCAAAUGUGUAAGAGCAUAUGGAACAAAGAAAUUUAUAACCAAUUGUAAAGAAAAGAUAUUGAUUUGGGAGAAUGAUACAAUUGUUGGACAAUUAGAAGGACAUUCAGCAGGAGUGAUUGAUAUGUUAUUAAUGUCACAUGUAUUGAUGACAUUGUCAAAGAAUAAUGAAUUGUUUAUUUGGGAUUUAAAUAGUGGACAGAGAUAUAGUAGUUUGAGUGGCAUCGAGUCGUUUGGAAAGGUGACUACAAUGUUGCACCCACGUGGAUACUAUAACAAGGUGUUGUUGGGUAACAAGGAUGGAGAGAUGUCUAUCUGGAAUAUCAACACCAAGAAGCAGGUGUACCGUUUUGCAGGUUGGGGUAGUCCCAUCGUGUCGAUGGAGCAGUCGCCCGCACAAGACAUUAUCGCGGUCGGUCUAGAGGACGGAUCCGUCCACUUGCACGACAUCCGUCACGACAAGAGCGUUACAGUGUUUCGUCAACGUGGGUCGGUCACGUCCAUGUCGUUCCGUACCGACGGCGUCAAGGCACACUUGGCCACAGCCUCGCGUUCAGGUGUCGUCUCGAUCUGGGACUUGGACACGAGAAAGUUGUUUUACUCGUUUACUGCACACUCUUCAACCGUGGCACGCGCAUACUUUUUGGCUGGCGAGCCAAUCAUGGUGACGAACGGCUCGGACAAUGCCGUGCGUGUUUGGACAUUCCACAACAUCGAUAUCUACAAGCCCCUUUUGUUGCGUGAGCGUACGGGCCAUGACGUGCCCCCCCACGCCACCCAGUUCUUUGACACGGACGGUCGUGCCGGCACAGUCAUCUCCACGUCGGACAAGGGCCCACGUAUGCUGUCGGUCAACAUCUCGCACAUCAACGUGCCAUUCUCGCACAACAAGAUCAAGCUCGGCGAAGGCAACGACCACCUCCUCGCCGCCAACCCGGCCAACUACCGUACCAUGAACUGCAUCGCCACGGCCCACGGCAGCAACCUCGUGUUGUGGAGCUUUGUCCGUAUGGCUGUUGACGGUGACAAGAACAUCCGUCUCAACGCCCGUAUCUCUGCACUCGGCAUGUCUGCGUGCGGUAACUCGGCCUAUGUCGGCACCACCACCGGCGACCUCGAAUGCUACAACGUGCAGAGUGGCACCAAGCGUGCAUCCGUCCGCAUCGAACCUGCUGGCAGCGUCAACGGUAUUGUCGUCGACGCGACCGGUCGCUACGUAGUCACAUGUGCAUCCAACAAGCACAUCAACAUUUGGAGCUCAACCUUGAAACCAAUCGCAUCAUUUGUACUCGAGUCACCCCAAACCAUGCUCGUGCAACACCUCGAGAGUGGUAUGUUUGCCUGCGCUGGUGAAGAUGGUAUUGUACGUGUCUACGACAUGGAGACACGCGAGUUGGCCCGUAAAUUCAACAUUGGUCACUAUGUCGUCGACAUGACCUUUAACCACGACGGUCGUUGGUUGAUUGUUGCUGCCCGUGGCGACGCCACUGUCCGUAUCUAUGACAUUCCAUCUGGUUUGAUGGUCGACUGGUUCACCACCCGCUCACCCGUCACCAGUAUCUCUUUUAGUCCACGCGGUGAGUUCCUCGCGACUACCCAUGCCGACGAACUCGGCGUCUACCUCUGGUCCAACCAAAUGCACUUUGGCACCAUCCUCUUGUCGCGACCAGGCGAGACUGCCCCCAUGCUCGACCUGCCCACCGUCCAAGCCGACGGCGAAAAGGGAGCUGACGGAGUCGAGACACACGCCGACAUUAACACUGCCAAGGAAAAGGACCGAACCAUCGCCACUGGCGACGAAGACGAAAAGAAGCAACAAGAACUCGAGGACAAUAAGGGUGUCCCACAACUAGACGUGCAAGAUGUCGACCAUGACACUAUCCCAUCGGCCGCCUAUGGCGACCAAGACCCAGCAUCGUCACAACAAAUAGGUCGACUCGUUACCAUGACCACACUCCCCAAAUCCAAAUGGGAGACACUCUUGGAUUUGGACUUGAUCAAGGAGAGAAACAAACCACUAAACAUUGCCGAGAAACCAAAGUUGGCACCAUUCUUUAUCACAUCGACCGGUGGUGUCAAUCCAACUUUCCUCACACCCGAACAAUUAAAAGAAAAAGAUCAAAAAGAAAAGGAAAAUAUAUCAACAAAUGGCAAGAAAAAGAAUGCUGAACAAGAAUUGAAUGGUUGGGGUGAUUGGGCUACCCCAGGUGACGACAAUGACGACGACGAACAAGAAAAUGGAAAUGAUAUUGCUGCUCUUAGCAAAGUUUUGGGUAAAUUCAAUCCAAUUAAAAUAGUUAAAUCAAAGUUUUUACAACUUUUAGAAGCUGGUUAUAAAUCAAAGAAUAAGGAUUAUUCAAAUUUAUUAAAUUUAAUUAAAGAAAUGACACCAUCAGCAAUUGAUUAUGAAAUUAGAAAUGUUAAUCAUAUUGAAAUGGAUAUUCAUUAUAUGGUUGACUUUUUGGUACAAUUGAUGAGAGGUAACAACGACUUUGAUCUUGUACAAACCUUGACCACUCAUUUCCUACGUGUACAUGGUAAUUUAUUAAUGACAAGCGAAUACUCUUCAUCACUAGUAGAAUUAAAACAAUCUCAAAAAUCUGGAUGGUCUCAUCUUCAAAAUGUUUUCCAAGCAAAUAUUUGCAUGUUGCGUUAUUUUACAAAUACUUUACAAUAA